CCUGAGAGAGAAAGCUUACACAGAUCCAAGGAAGCUGCAGAGUCCCCCCCGCCCCACCUCCUCCCACCUCACCCACUUUCCCUCCUCCCUCCCUUCCUCUCUUACCCAUCCUCUCAUUCUCAUGCUCAACUCUGUGCUGAGCGGUAUCGGAGCGGCGUUAUCGGAUCGCCUCUCAACAAGCCGCUGAGGAGAAACUUCAAGACGUUGAUCCAUACAGCUUCCCUUUCCUCCUGCCCGAAGAUGCCCGAGCUCGGACAGAGAUGGACGGGGCUGAUAUGCCUGUUGUUCUUGUGUCUGUUUCUCUGCCUGCCGGGGGAAUCAAAUGCCAGGAGAGCCCCAAAGAUCCCCAAAUGUCCUGCGACCUGCUCCUGCACCAAAGACAGUGCCUUCUGUGUGGACACCAAGGCCAUCCCCAAGAGCUUCCCACCCGGAAUCAUUUCUCUGACGAUGGUCAACGCGGCCUUCACUACAAUCCCGGAGGGAGCUUUCUCGCACCUUCAUCUACUGCAGUUCCUGCUCUUGAACUCCAACACAUUCACCAUGAUUGCUGAUGAUGCCUUUGCUGGCCUUUCUCACCUGCAGUACCUGUUCAUUGAGAAUAACGACAUCCAGGCCCUGUCAAAGUACACCCUCAGAGGACUCAAGUCCCUGACUCAUCUAUCUCUCUCAAACAACAACCUGCAGCAGCUGCCAAGAGAUCUCUUCAAGCAUCUCGACAUUCUCACCGAUUUAGACCUGCGGGGGAACAAUUUCCGCUGCGACUGUAAAAUCAAAUGGCUUGUCGACUGGAUGGAGAAGACCAACACUUCUGUUCCUGCUAUCUACUGUGCCAGUCCUUUUGAAUUCCAGGGACGGCGAAUCCACGACCUCACGCCGCGGGACUUCAACUGCAUCAGCGCAGAUUUUGCGGUUUACGAAACCUUCCCCUUCCACUCUGUGUCUGUGGAGGCGUAUGAGUUCAAUGAGGAUCAGUUUGUGGCCUUUGCUCAGCCAGAUUCAGGGUUCUGCACCUUGUAUGUAUGGGAUCAUGUGGAGAUGAUCUUCAGGAUGUUUCAUAACAUUACUUCUCGCUCCGCUGUGUACUGCAAACCAGUGGUGAUAGACAACAGUCUCUACAUGGUUGUUGCUCAACUCUUUGGCGGCUCUCACAUCUACAAGUGGGAGGAGGACCCGCAGCGCUUUGUGAAGAUCCAAGACAUUGACACCACUCGCGUGAGGAAGCCCAACUUCGUGGAGACCUUCCAGCUGGAUGAAGAGUGGUACUUUGUCGUAGCGGACAGCUCCAAGGCAGGUUCCACCAGCAUUUAUCGCUGGAACAGCAACGGUUUCUAUACCCACCAAUCCCUUCAUCCGUGGCACCGCGACACGCACGUGGAGUUCCUCGACGUUGGGGGAAAGCCUCACCUCAUCCUCUCCAGCGCUUCUCAGGCGCCGGUGGUUUACCAGUGGAACCGAGGACAGAAGCAGUUCGCUUUCUUCUCCCAGAUCACAGAGCUCGCAGAUGUGCAGAUGGUUAAGCACUUUUGGGUGAGGAAAGUUCUUUACCUCUGCCUCACGCGCUUCAUAGGUGACUCGAAGGUCCUCCGCUGGGAAGGGCAGCGCUUCAUAGAGAUCCAGACUCUUCCCUCUCGGGGCUCAAUGGCAGUGUAUCCUUUCACGGUGGGCCUCCGCCAGUACCUGAUUCUCGGAAGCGAUUUCUCCUUCUCCAGGGUCUACCUGUGGGACGACCUCACUCAGCGCUUUCAGCCCUUCCAGGAGCUCAACAUGAGGGCCCCGCGAGCGUUCAGCUUGGUGUCCGUAGACAACAAGGACAUAAUGCUGGCUGCUAGCUUCAAAGGAAACACGCUGGCCUACCAGCACCUGCUGCUGGAUCUAAGUGCCAUAUAGAGAUGCUCCAGCCAGAGCAAAGGGAGGUAAAUCUAAGCAUUUAACAACUACGUGCCAAAUAAAGGAAAGACUGCAAAAUGUUAAAGCCAUGUAACUUAAGUUCUGAUGUGUCACUUGAUGUUUUAGUGCGAGUCAACUGAUUAGGUGAUUAAUCUAUUUUGAUGCGCCAUCCCUUAACAUCUGAAUGAAAUAAUGUGAUAACAUGCAAUAUCAGUAACAUGCCAACAUAAGGAUUGUGUCACUGCCGCAUAUUUGCUCGUGUUCUGCGAAACAUUAAUCAAGGCAAAUUAUUUUUCAAAGAAUAUUAUAUUGUAUGCUGCAUUUUACUAAUGUGUGAAAAUGAUAUGCAUGUACAUCAAGAGAUUCAUUCACAAGACGACACUGAAUAUUGUAAAUUACCGUAAAACAAUGAUGGUUUUGUAAUUUACACAGUGUAGUGCAUCUGUGUAGCAUUUUGCAUGACACGGUACAAUAUAUAUGAUAGAAGUAUGUGAAACAAGCAAUACCAUUGCAACAUUUUAAAUCCUUGAUUAUAUCAACAUUUAUAUACCAGCUAUUGAUUUUUUGGGGAUUUAAUGUUUGUCUGCAAUAAAACAUAUGAUCAGAGGCAUGAGCAAACUAAUCAUGGGACUCCUGCUACUGCUCUUUAGAAUGUAUUCUUUAACAAGCUUUUAUCCAAAAUGACCACUUAACAAUGGUGCGAUUAUUGGGCAUGUGGUAAAUGAGAGAACAUUUUGGGACACUAUUGCAAAUUUGACGAUUAUAAAAAAUAAACAAUUUGAGAAAUGUUUGAGAAUGUAUAUUAAAGUUGUAAAAAAGUU
Messenger RNA from Gasterosteus aculeatus aculeatus (three-spined stickleback), 2708 nucleotides. It is a transcript of the gene lgi3, whose product is annotated as leucine-rich repeat LGI family, member 3. The record is from RefSeq and is a predicted model, not a curated record. Gene Ontology annotation, biological process: regulation of exocytosis. Gene Ontology annotation, cellular component: synaptic vesicle. Gene Ontology annotation, molecular function: protein binding. NCBI's taxonomy places the organism in Eukaryota, Metazoa, Chordata, Actinopteri, Perciformes, Gasterosteidae.